Monodelphis domestica (gray short-tailed opossum) is the source of this 996-nucleotide messenger RNA. The record is from RefSeq and is a predicted model, not a curated record. NCBI's taxonomy places the organism in Eukaryota, Metazoa, Chordata, Mammalia, Didelphimorphia, Didelphidae.
AUGGAGGAACAUGAGAACACCACAACCUCCAAUAUCUCCUACACAGACUUCUUCCUGGUGGGCUUUCCUGGGCUGUGGGAAUGGCGUUCCCUCUUGGUUCUUCCCCUUUCCUUCCUCUAUGCCUUGAUUCUGUCUGCCAAUGCCUUGGUCAUCUGCACUGUGGCCAUCCAUCGAAGCCUGCACCAGCCCAUGUACAUGCUCAUUUCUUUGCUCCUGGCUGUCAACAUUUGUGCUGCCAGUGCCGUGGUGCCCCAGAUGCUGUCAGGCUUUGUACACUAUGCAAACGCCAUCUCACUGGAGGCAUGCCUUGCUCAGAUGUUCUUCAUCUACUUCACCCUUCUCCUAGACUACAACCUCUUGCUGGCUAUGGCUCUGGACUGCUAUGUCGCCAUCUGCCACCCACUCCGCUAUGUAGACCUGGUGACACCACAUUUGUUGGGCUUGCUGGCUGUGGUUGCCCUGAUCCGCAGCUUGGCUGUGGCAGUGCCCCUGGUGGUGCUGACUUCCCGAGCACACUUCUGUAGGACAGCGGUGAUCCGCCAUUUUGCCUGUGAGUAUAUUGCCCUGCUGAGCAUUGCGUGUGGGGACAUAACCUUCAACAACCGGCUGGGGUUGGCUAUGAGGCUGAUCACAGUGACCUUCAAUCUGUCCUUGCUGGGGGCCUCUUACACCCGAAUCAUAUAUGUUGCCUUCCAGAUUUCCUCAGGCAAUGCCCGAGCCAAGGCUCUCCACACAUGUGGCUCUCACCUCUUGGUCAUCUUCACCAUCUACCUCUCUGGCCUCUCCACAUCGAUUGUCUUUCGGUUUGCUAAGUCUGUGUCUCAGGAUGUGCAGAACUUGCUCAGUGCCAUCUACCUGCUUCUCCCAGGAGCCCUAAAUCCCAUCAUCUAUGGGGUGAGGACCAAGGAGAUCCAGCAGCAUGUAGAGAGAUUGCUUUGGAGAAGGAAGUCAGGACUGGUGAUGGGGGACCAGUCAAAGAGGCUACAAAAUCCCUAA